AUGCACCGGAUUAAUGCUGCAAAUACAAACACUGCAGUCACCUUGAACUACACCGGGAACUACACCGGGAACUACACCGGGAAAUACACCGGGAACUACACCCCGGGAACUACACCCCGGGAACUACACCGGGAACUACACCGGGAACUACACCCCGGGAACUACACCCCGGGAACUACACCCCGGGAACUACACCGGGAACUACACCCCGGGAACUACACCCCGGGAACUACACCGGGAACUACACCCCGGGAACUACACCGGGAACUACACCCCGGGAACUACACCCCGGGAACUACACCCCGGGAACUACACCCCGGGAACUACACUGGGAACUACCCCCCGGGAACUACACCCCGGGAACUACACCCCGGGAACUACACCCCGGGAACUACACCCCGGGAACUACACCCCGGGAACUACACCCCGGGAACUACACCGGGAACUACACCCCGGGAACUACACCCGGGAACUACACCCCGGGAACUACACCCCGGGAACUACACCCCGGGAACUACACCCCGGGAACUACACCCCGGGAACUACACCCCGGGAACUACACCCCGGGAACUACAGUGGGAACUACUCCAGGAACUACACCAGAAACUAAACCAAGAACUACAGUGGGAACUACACCCCGGGAACUUCACCGGGAACUACACCCCGGGAACUACACCCCGGGAACUACACCCCGGGAAAUACACCCCGGGAACUACACCGGGAACUACACCCCGGGAACUACACCGGGAACUACACCCCGGGAACUACACCCCGGGAACUACACCCCGGGAACUACACCGAGAACUACACCCCGGGAACUACACCCCGGGAACUACACCCCGGGAACUACAGUGGGAACUACUCCAGGAACUACACCAGAAACUAAACCAAGAACUACAGUGGGAACUACACCCCGGGAACUUCACCGGGAACUACACCCUGAACUACACCGGGGGAGGGAGGGAGAAACAAGAAACAGAAAAUACUGCAGCAGACGACAGCCGCAAUAGUUGUCCUGAUGAUGGAGUCCCUGAUGAUGGAGUCCCUGAUGAUGGAUUCCGCAUGUGUCCAGCAGCACUCGUCCAUAGCAUGUCAAUUUAG
Knipowitschia caucasica is the source of this 1101-nucleotide messenger RNA. The record is from the annotation of a GenBank genome assembly. NCBI's taxonomy places the organism in Eukaryota, Metazoa, Chordata, Actinopteri, Gobiiformes, Gobiidae.